GUCAGGGUUUGUAAAAAAUACCUGCUGGAUAAACGUCUAUUAGUGUGUUUUGGUAUUGUUUUAAGAUGCAAUUAGCAUAAAUAAGUCGUAGUUUAUAAUUACAAUGAACGUUGAUUGGUUAUUUAAAAGAUGUUCAAUAGCAUUCGUCAAGGAUUUGAGUUCAGCUGUUCAUUAUAAAGAGACUAAAAUCAAAUCUUUCCAUAAGUUAAAUGGAUUUCGGAUUAUUAUUUUGUUGAACGACUUGUGAAAUUUAAAAGAUUUUAUGUUAUUGAACAAUUGGGGAACUACUUGCCAAGUGUAUGAAGAAUUACAGUAACUGUUGUGAAAUUUCUUAAAAAAAAAAUAAUGUGAGAAUCAAACUAUGUAAUACAAAAUGUAGGAAAUAUUUAUUUAUUGUGUACAUUUCAAGCGGGCGCAAAGGGCAAAGAAAUAAACCAUAAACCCUAUUAGAGUAACUGGCCAAAACGUGAACAAGCCCACCGAUACUAUGGAGGGUAAGGGGCGACCGGAUGUUGAGCGGCAGGGGCUUCCGGAAAACCCGCCAUGGACGAUGUUCUUUGACGGACCACUCUACCAGAAAUACAAUGAGUUUAUGAAGCACAAGGAUUUUUCAGAGAUCCUCUUACACACAAAACUACGGAUGGCCAACAUGGCGGACACACCACCGGAAGUUGAUGAUGGUUUCCAUCACGUGACCGGAAAUGAGGAAUACCUCUGGGAGCACGCCGGAGAACCAGAUACGCUGGAACAUAGUUUGAAAUCCUUACCGGAAGCUGACCAGGUCACGUGGCACAAGGAGCAGAAACGUCGCAAGCGACGUACACGUGCGUUCAUCUGGAUCACGAUCAUCAUCAUGGCGGCGCUUGCUUUAGGAACGGCGCUUGUCAUACACUACUUCUUCAUACCCGCUCACGAAGAUCCAAAAGACCAUCUUAACAUUUCCAUCAGCAAUGGGUCCAUUCUAGAAGGUCCAGAGGAUGUGACCCAAAGGCUAACGGCAGACGAUAAUAUCAAGUUGGAUGACGUCAUCGCGGUUAUUGAACAGGAAGUAGACAACAUGCGCGAAAAAUCACAUCACAAAGAUCACGUGCUAAAAACAAACAACAAAAUCCUCGAGAAUGUGCUUAUAAACACAACAGCAUCAACAACAACGGUCACACAAACUAAGCAGCAGGCUAAAACUGAAACGACCACAUUCACUACAGAGCAGACAACAGUUCCGCGCCAACCAGAAACUUCAACGGAACCACAUACGACACUAGCAGACUUUACAACGUUUAUACCAACUGCGUCUAUAAACCCUCUGUAUUAUUUCGGCUUAGAUCUUGAUAUUAGUACCCGUCCUGUAUCUUCAUCGAGUGUUACUUCUGCAGCAUAUUUGGAUAAACGAAAAGCAACAACACAGUCCAUCACUCAAUCUGACAAAGAAUUAAUUGACAACGCCAACGUAAGUACUCACAUAACACAUGAAGUAUCUUCGAUUGCAUCAACAACUUCAAUGGAUUUAAUAACAAAACACUCUGCUAAACAGACAGCAAAACUAGUGAAGAAUAGCACAGAUCCUGCAUAUGAGUCUACAACAUACAUAACUUCGACAGAAAGUGUCAUUUCCAAAGACACCAACACUACCCUUCAUAAAUAUUCAACAGCAUUGGAAGCUACAGUGACAAGUGCGCUCAUAGUUACUGCAAACAUCACAGCUCCAACUACCAAUCCAUUCUUUUUUGACAAUCUUACAACACAAGAGCAACAACAAACGACCGGUGCGGACAAAAUAGCUGAUACCGAACUAACCCAGCCAUUUGCCCCUCAGAAUUCAGAAACGACCACGCCAACUCUUUCCAGAGCCACCAUGGCUGACCAUAAGAUUUCAAAAACGACCACGCCAAUGCCCUCCAAUAAAACUACGUCAGACCCUCUGAUUUCAGAAACAACAACGCCAAUGCUCACCAACACCACUACGUCAGACCCUCAGAUUUCAGAAACAAGCACGCCAAUGCUAACCAACACCACUAUGUCAGACCCUCAGACUUCAGAAACAACCAAGCCAAUGCUCUCCAAUACAACCAUGUCUGACCCUCAGAUUUCAGAAACAACCACGUCAAUGCCCUCCAACACCACUAUGUCAGACCCUCAGAUUUCAGAAACAACCACGCCAAUGCUCUCCAAUACAACUAUGUCUGACCCUCAGAUUUCAGAAUCAACCACGCCAAUGUUCUUCAAUACAACUAUGUCAGACCCUCAGAUUUCAGAAACAACCACGUCAAUGCCCUCCAAUACCACUAUGUCAGACCCUCAGAUUUCAGAAACAAGUACGCCAAUGCCCUCCAAUACCACUAUGUCAGACCCUCAGAUUUCAGAAACAACCACGCCAAUGCCCUCCAAUACCACUAUGUCAGACCCUCAGAUUUCAGAAACAAGCACGUCAAUGCCCUCCAAUACAUCUAUGUCAGACCCUCAUAUUUCAAAAACAACCACGCCAAUGCGCUCCAUGAUGUCUGGUACAAACGCAAGUGUUUCCUCUACUACUACUGAAAUGGCUUCAUCUGCAACUGAGCCUAUGUCAGCAGUAACUAGUACAGUAACCGAACCAUCUGUCACUACGUCACAGCCUAGUGUAGAACAAACAAGCGUUCAUGUUGAAUCGACAGUGACUGAAAAACUGAUAGCGACCACUGCUGUUAAAACAGGUGAAACUCGUAUUACCAUGUCAGAAAAGGUAACAAAUGCAACUGAAGUUUCUGUAAAGGAAACAAGUGUAGCGAGCAGUGUCGCUGAAAGUGUAGGACAAACAAACUCUAACACGGACAGUACUGUGACUGAGCUAAGGGUAACAACCGAAACAAGCACAGUAGAUAUAAAUGAAAGACAUGCUGAAAUAAGCACGGGUAGAACUGUGACUUUUGUGGAAGUAACUAGUGAACAAAGUGAACCUUCAACUGAUAUUACCUCAACAGAAAUGUUACAAACUACAACCAUGACGUUACCUGAGAACUAUAAUACAGCCAAUAUACAUGACGAAACGUCAUACACGCAUGAAACUGCCAUUAUUACGUGUAACGUGGAACAUGCAAUUCAGUGGACGUCACUGAAAAUUGAAGAAAAAGACACUUUCAGACCUUUGACGGUGACGUUGCAGCCAUCCGGCUCAAUAACGUGGAAUGGGAAAACGUCCCGACAGGACGCCAUGUAUAAUGUAACGUCAAGCGAAGAUGGACUUGGCGACAACGUAACGUUACAGCUUGUGAUACAUGACGUCCAGUGCAGAGACGGGCGCAGAUUCGAAUGUUUCCCUAGUUCUAACCUACAGAAUAGACGGGACAGUGCCAUGCUGAUAGUAGUAGCGAGACCUUCCAAGCAGGUGGUGCUGCGGCUGGGGCCGUCCGUGGUGGAGAACCGGGCGCUCAGAGUGACGGCUUCAUGGCAGGCGGGAUAUCCGGUGCCAUGGGCAAACAUCUCCUGGACCGCGACAGAUGCCAAAAAUAACACGUACAAUUUAGAGAAGUAUGGCAAGUUCCGGGACUAUAAUCUGGAUGUAGACGACCGGCGAUGUCAGACAACCCUCACGACCUCGAUCGUGAUCUUCCCGAAGGUGCACCUGAACGCCACGGUGGUGAGCGUGUCCCCUGACAUGCACCGGAAGCGCGCCUUCCUGGAAGCCGACAUGACGCGCUACCUGGAGACGGUCCGUCCCGGGGUGGACACCAUACUCGUCAUUCCGCUUAACUAUUGUGCGGGCCGAAAGAAGCUUGAGAGCAUCCCACACCCAUACACCAAGUGCGGGAAGUAUGUCCGCUGUCUACCCGGGGAUCUCGUGGUCCAGCCCUGUCCCACUGGCACGUGCUUUAGAAAGGCCCGAGGCGAGUGCAGUUGACCGCAUAGAAAUGACGUCAUAUCACAACGUCAUCUUGACGCCUAUGAUGUGAAUGCUGUUCAAUGGUGUCAACGUUUAUUUGCUCAAAUAUAACUGAUGAGAUCGAUAUAUGUUACAACGUCAUAAUUUAUGCUAUCUGAAAGAGUUUAGAGUUUGUUCGCGAACAAUUUGUUCUUGAAAUAUCUGCUCAAUCUCCGAACGCAUGGAUAGCAGUACUUUUAAUGGGGCACAAUAUCAGUUGAGAAAAAAUAUAGAUUUUAAUGCAUUUUUAUCUUUAACUCAUGUGACUUUGAUAAUCAAAACAAAAUAAAUUAUUUGUGUAAAGUUAAAAAACAUAUAUUAGCCUUUAUUAUUUGAGUUUUCAAUAGCUCCGUGGCCACAAAUUCCCACGUUAAAAGGCGCCAAAAUAUCGCUUAUAUUUUUUAUCUGUACACAAAUCAAAGAUGUUUUUUUUUAUUAUUAUUAAAGUCAAAUUAGUCAAACAUAAGCAUGUAUCAAAAAUGCAUCAAACUAUAUAUUGCCCCUUAAAUGUUUGAAAUGUUUUCAUGUUUGCUCAUACAGUAUUUCACAUUUUAUAUAUAAAUAUCAGCGUUGUUGGUGAACGUUGAACUGUUUCAUUAUUUCAUUGUUAUAACCUGUUCUUUGAGCGCAUACUAAUGUAUUGUAAUGCAUUUGCAUAAUACUGAAAUUUGUGGCGACAAUUCUGACUUAACUUUCUGACCUACUUUCCGACUUUCGUUAUGAAAUGCAAGGUAGCUUGCCACAGUGGUCGAAGUUUGCACAAGCCCACAAGCUCUGCGCUUGGAAAUUGUUUUCACGGCUUGUUUAAAACUAAAUCAGGACUGAUCAACUUUUAUGACAUACUUGUAUAGAAAGGUAAGAAUUAGGUCUUGUUCAUUCCAAAGUCUGUUUUCAAUGACUGUAUGCCUGGAAGCUCCUUGAAGGUACAAAGUUUGAAAACGGGGAUUCUUUAGAACCUAGUUAUUGCAAUUUGUAUGCAGAUUAUUAUUUUCCCAGACGAAUCAUACACCAUUUGAUUUUUUUUUUGUAAUUGUUUUAAUACUGAUCGUUCAGACAGUGAAAUGUCAUGUUAACUUGCUAAAUCAAUCAUGAUAGCACAUUGAGCAGUUAAUAAUUAACUUUUACAUGCCAAGUUAAAUGUUAACGAUAUUUAUUUUUUUAUAAAUUUUAUAUUACAAAGAUUAAUCAAUCUGUUUCACAGUUCUGUUCAUGUCAACUUUGUUUCAAAAAUGUUGCUCAUAUAAAGAUGUU
Molecule: messenger RNA, 5146 nt
Organism: Mya arenaria
Lineage: Eukaryota; Metazoa; Mollusca; Bivalvia; Myida; Myidae
Product: mucin-5AC-like
Exons: 11
Coding region: 488-3874 (1128 amino acids)
Cellular component (GO): extracellular region
Molecular function (GO): chitin binding
Source: RefSeq, a predicted model, not a curated record